AUGGCAGAGCUUAAAGCAGAGUGUGAGGAUGCCUGGAAGUGGCUUUCAAAAAUUCCAAAGGAGACUUGGUGUAGGUCUUCAAUGGAUUACAAUUGCAAAACUGAUCUUGUUGUGAACAACCUGAGUGAGGUUUUCAACAAAAUGAUCCUUGAUGUUAGGGCCAAACCAAUUAGAACUAUGUUUGAAGGAAUAAGGACUAAGCAAAUGAUCAAAAGGCAGAAGACCAGGGAAAAAACAGAGAACAGCAGGUGGAUGAUCACACCCAACUAUUCAGAGAAACUAGAGGAGAAUAAGAAGUAUGCCAAAUUUUGUGAGGCACAUAAGGCUGGUCCUGACAUUUGGCAAGUGUCUAGUAAGGAAAAUCAGUACUGUGUCAACCUAGCUACUAACUCAUGUGACUGCAGGAGGUGGGACAUGACAGGUGUGACAUGCAGUCAUGCAAUAGCAGCAAUGAGCAAGAUUCACAUGCACCCAGAGGACUAUGUGCAUGAAUUUUUCAAAAAACCACUAUAUAUUGAAGCAUACAAAGACAUAGUGUACCUUGUCCCUGGUCCUGGAUUCUGGCCUGACACCCAUACUCAGGAUAUUGAGCCACCAGUGUUCAAAGAAAAAGCAGGGAAGAAACAAACAGCUAGGAGAAAGGGCCAGUUUGAGGUGCCUGCACCAAAAGACACAAGCAGGAUGGGAACAAUUACAUGCAGCAAUUGUGGUCUACAGGGCCAUAGAUUUACUUACUGUGGGACAGCUCUAAACCCAAGUCUUCAGAUGAGAAAGAACUUACACCAGGAGAAUAGAGAAAUUUUUAGGGGUUCCUCUAGUGCUAGUCACCCACCUCCAGAACCACCACAUCAACACCAAACUUCACAGAGGCCAGCCUCAUCUACUCCACCUCCUAAAGCAGUGAGGAACAGAAAAACAGCAGCAGAUAAGAGAGCUUCAGCAUCAACUAUUUCUGCAGGAGCAGCCAGGUCUUCACCAGCACCUCCAACAGGAUCAGCAUCAACAAGAGCUCCAAGAGGAUCAGCAUCAACAAGAACAUUCAAUGCACCAAGAGCAUCCACUGCAGAAUCAGGGAUAUUAGCAGGCAAGAGGAAGAGGAAACCCCCUAGCAAGUUUGCACUAUAUUUUAGUGCUAGUGGAAACCAUUGAAACUCUGCUACUAGACUGCUUAAAUUUGUGGCAAUGUGUUCUGCUACUUAGUUUGAUUGUAUGGUACUAAGUUUGUGCUCUGCUACUAGACUGCUUAAAUUCAGACAUGUGAACUUGUGUGCAAUGUGCAAUGUUGAAUGUAUGGGUUAAGUUUGUUUUAUUU
This is a messenger RNA of Triticum dicoccoides, 1312 nucleotides long. RefSeq lists its product as uncharacterized. Gene Ontology annotation, molecular function: zinc ion binding. Bases 1 to 1149 code for a protein of 382 amino acids. The transcript is spliced from 2 exons. The record is from RefSeq and is a predicted model, not a curated record. NCBI's taxonomy places the organism in Eukaryota, Viridiplantae, Streptophyta, Magnoliopsida, Poales, Poaceae.